Ramularia collo-cygni is the source of this 684-nucleotide messenger RNA. RefSeq names its product related to MUS-26 protein MUS-26, involved in DNA repair. The coding region runs from base 1 to 684 and encodes 227 amino acids. Gene Ontology annotation, cellular component: zeta DNA polymerase complex. The record is from RefSeq and is a predicted model, not a curated record. Lineage: Eukaryota; Fungi; Ascomycota; Dothideomycetes; Mycosphaerellales; Mycosphaerellaceae. The transcript has a single exon.
AUGGCGGACGACGCGCCGACGUUCCGCACGUUCGUCACAGCAUUCACAGACUUCCUCACCGUCGCCAUUCACACCAUUCUGUACGAACGCGGCAUCUAUCCACAGACGUCCUUCCUGUCCGCAAGAAAGUACAACUUUGCCGUUCGCCAGAAUCGCCAUCCAAAAGUUUGCGAGUGGAUCAACGACGCCAUCAAUUCGGUGGACACGGAGCUUUUGAAAGGGUCCGUCGACAGAAUAGCCGUUGUCAUCUACAGCAAGCAGAACAAACCGCUAGAGCGCUUUGUAUUCGAGGUCUCCCGCUUCCCAGCAGUCGCGGCUUCGGAUGUGGAUGUCAUCCUCGAGGCUGCAGAUGGGUCGCUCCUGCCUAUAGUGGAUCUUGAGGAGCAGCUCAGAGCGACUAUGAGCAAGCUCUCCAAUUGCAGCUCGACCCUGGCUCCCCUACCCAAAGGCUGCACUUUUACAAUUGCCAUUGAACUGAAGGGGGAGGGCAACGCUCCACUCUCGCAUCCUCAACCCUGGAUGCCAGUGCAGCCUGGUCAAAGAGGACCCGGCCCGCGCCAAGCACACCUGACCACCCCAGUGAGAGCUGUGCACGCAGGCGAGAUGAUCUUUGAGACAUGGAUUGAAGAGUUUGGCGGAAAGCAGACUGAACAGAAAGACUCUGCCACGGGCACUGCGGGAUGA